AUGGCGGAAGAGGAGUUUGAUAGGCAGUUGAUGUGCGAUGAACCUGAAGUGAUACAAAAAGUCAUCGACAUUUCAUCACAAAUGUUGAUCAGCUUGAGGAAUCUUUGCGAGACUCGCGCAGAACUUACUCAACAUGAAAUUAGAACUCUAGAAGGUAAAUUAGUGAAGUUGUUUUCAGUGCAGUUGAAUAAUAGGCAUAAAAAUCCGGGGCGGUUUGAUUGUCAAAAACUAAGAAACUCGCCAUCCAUAAAUCAAUGGCUAGAAGUUGUAGGACUUAGUACACUUUCUGUGCAAAGAAUAUGUGAAAAUAUUAGCUCUAUUGAAGCAUUAUUGUUAAAGUCUGAGAAUGAAUUGAAAUCAAUUCUUCCAGAAUACUCUCUCAAAGAUGAAGAACUUAGACGAUUAACUAGAGCAUCUUAUAAUUUGAAAAAAUAUAGUGAAACUAUAAGGGUCGGAAGCAGAACUCGAGAAAAAUGUAAAAUUACAUUGUAUUGGGAUUCUUGGUAUCGUCAAUAUGAAGUUCGUUGUGAACAAGCUGGGCAUUCUCCAUCGUCUGUCCAAGGUCAUUCUCCUUCUUCAUCAUGUCGCCCUAGAAAUACUCAUUUAAAUCAUUACACUCCACCUUUAACCCCUACUUUAUUUAAUCAUAAUCAUAGAACCACUGAUAGUCCUAUUUCUAAAUUAACAUCACCAAAAAGUCGACGGAAUUUAAAUCCUGAUGUAGUUUUUUCUAAUGGAUUAACAACGCCUCAAUCUCCAAAACCUUUAGUUCCUGAUAUUUGUGUUAAAACUGGUCACAAUUUUUCAAAUUUACUGCCUAUGCUUGGUUAUUGUGAACAAUGUUCUGUACGAGUAUUUGUGGGUGUUAAGUGUAAAAUUUGUAAAUUUCGAUAUCAUAAGGGCUGUUUGUCAAAAGUUCCAUUACAUUGUACGAAGAAUGCUGCAACAGAUGAUAAUGACUCAACUCUUGAUGAGCUAAUUAGUUCAUCAGCUAAUCAUUCGCCUAAUUUUAAUCGCCCUACUUCACACAAGACUUCUUCUUCAUUAUUAUCAAAGAGAAAAACUAGAAUACCAUCUAUCAAUUCAAUACCAGUUUCUUCUAAAAGUGGUGGAGCUGAAUCAAGUUCCGCCCCAUCUAGUACAAAUAGUUCAACACCUUCAAGUCCUGCUCUAGUCAAUACCAGACAAACACAUAUUUCUUCUUUACCAACACCAGCUAUUACUCAUGAACAAUUCAACUAUCCCGACACCCCCAUUUAUUCACAAGAAUUACAGAAAAAUCAAUGUAGAUUUAUUGAAUCAAGGUGUGGGAGUACAGAUUCAGAACAAACAUCAAUUAGAAUGGAUUCUUCCGAAGCUCAAAAUUGGGAUACCGAUGAAAUGGAAACAAGAGGUUGGCCAAGACAAAAUAGCCUAUCUCUUCAAGAAUGGGACAUACCUUGGGAUGAAUUAAACAUGUGUGACAAAUUAGGAGAAGGCCAUUUUGGUACUGUAUACAGUGGAAAUUGGCAUGGACCAGUUGCUAUCAAAGUAAUAAAUAUGGACUACUUAGAUUAUGAAAAAACUUUAGAAGCAUUUAAAGCUGAAGUGGCAACCUUUCGUAAAACUCGUCAUGAAAAUCUUAUUUUAUUUAUGGGUGCCUGUAUGAAGCUUCCUAGAUUAGCCAUUGUAACAAGUCUUGCAAAUGGUAUGACAUUAUACAGACAUAUACAUGUGCUCAAAGAUAAAUUUAAUAUGAGUCGCACCACAAUGGUUGCUCAACAAAUAUCACAGGGUAUGGGAUAUUUACAUGCGAAAGGUAUUAUACAUAAAGACCUUAGAAGUAAAAAUAUAUUCUUAGAAAAUGGGAAAGUCAUAAUAACUGAUUUUGGCUUAUUCAGUGUAACUAGAUUAUGUUUUCGAAACCGGACCCAAGAUGGUCUCAUUGUGCCACCAGGCUGGUUAUGCUAUUUGGCACCAGAAUUAGUUCGUAAUUUGCGUGUUCACCAAAGACCCGAGGAAGAAGAUUUACCAUUUAGUAAAGCUUCAGAUGUUUAUGCUUUUGGAACCGUUUGGUAUGAGUUGUUAUGUGGUGAAUGGCCGUUCAAAUCAGCCAGUCCAGAAGUUAUUAUUUGGAACAUUGGGCGUGGUAUGAAACAAAGAUUAGCCAAUUUAGAAGCAUCUGGUGAUGUCAAAGAUAUAUUGAUGACUUGUUGGUCGUUUAACCCUGAAAAAAGACCAGAUUUUGCUCAAAUGCUUAAGACACUUGAACGAUUGCCACGUAAACGUUUAGCUCGUAGUCCAUCACAUCCAAUUCAUUUAUCGAGAUCAGCAGAAUCCAUAUUUUAAGAAAUAGUUUAACAGUAUUAUAACGUGGCUAUACCAAUGACUUUACUUAUUUAUAUGGUAUAAUAAUUAUUUGUAAUAAAACAACUUACAGAGCUCAGUUAUACAGGUAAUCUUGAUUAAAGCGCUUUAUGUAAUGCAAUUAUGUAUUUUCCAUUAUUAUUAUUAUUAUUAUUAUUAUUAUUAUUUUAAUUAUUAUAAUUAUUAUUAUUAUUAUUAUAUUUGUUAAUUGUGUAUUAUAGUUCUAUUGUUAUCUAUUUAUGGACUGUUUGUAUAGUAUAUUCUGUUUAUAUUGUGUUGGCAGUCAAAUUUAUUUAAAUUCAUGUAAAUGUGAUACAUACACAUAUUAUACAAAAAAAAUUAAUGAUAUAAAACAGUAAUUAC
Myzus persicae (green peach aphid) is the source of this 2709-nucleotide messenger RNA. RefSeq names its product kinase suppressor of Ras 1 (gene ksr). Gene Ontology annotation, biological process: protein phosphorylation. The transcript is spliced from 15 exons. The coding region runs from base 1 to 2328 and encodes 775 amino acids. The record is from RefSeq and is a predicted model, not a curated record. Lineage: Eukaryota; Metazoa; Arthropoda; Insecta; Hemiptera; Aphididae. Gene Ontology annotation, molecular function: protein kinase activity; ATP binding.